AUGGACGACAAAUCAAUCGACGAAACACUGCACAUCGACCAUGUUCCCGAUGCAGAAGCUAUUGCAACUCGCCAUCAGCAGCUCCUCCGCAAAAUUGACUGGCGCCUACUUCCAUUGUGCUCGUUCAUCUACUUGCUAAACUACCUCGAUCGAUCCAACAUCGGCAAUGCUAGACUGCUGAAUUCUGAAACCGGCGAUUCGCUCGAGCAACAAACCGGAAUGACUGAUACCUGGUAUUCACUAGCCCUUACACUUUUUGCCGUGGCAUACUCGCUGUUCGACGUGCCCUCCAACUGGAUCAUGAAACGCUAUGCUCGCCCGUCAUAUUGGCUGGGGGCGCUGAUGCUGUGCUGGGGCGCGGUAACCAUCGGAUUUGCAAAGGUGGACAACUUACCCACAGUCAUAGUGCUGCGCGUGUUGAUCGGAGUAUUCGAAGCGGGUUUCUUCCCUGGUAUGGUCUACCUCAUCACCUUCUGGUACCGCCAGGAAGAGCGCUCCAUCCGCAUUGCCUUUAUUCUAGCAACCGCGACGCUUGCCGGGGCCUUUGGAGGCUGCAUCGCCUACGGGGUUGCCUUUAUCAACGGAAAAGGCGGACUAGAGGGAUUCCGUUGGCUUUUUAUCAUUGAAGGAGCAGUAACGGUCCUCGUUGCUCCUUUUGUGGUUUUUGCGCUGCCGAACUACCCAUCGUCGUCGAAGUGGUUGACAAUUGAGGAACAGCGCUUUGCGGUUGAGCGGCUUGAGCAGGAUGGUGGCAUUCCUACUCGAGAUCGGGCGUCGAGAGAAGAGAUUCUUGAAACUGUGUGCAGUCGCCGGAUGCUCUUGCAUUACUUGGCUUAUUUCGCGAACAAUACCGUGAUGAGCUCCCUAUCCUACUUCAGUCCAACUAUCGUCAAGGGGUUAGGAUAUACCUCCAUCCAAGCACAGUUAAUGACCGUCCCCCCGUGGGCAGUCGGAUACGUGAUCUCCCUCCUCCUAGCCUGGUCCGCGGACCGUUUCAACGCGCGCGGCCUGCAUGUCUGUCUAGCAGGUGUGCUAACAGGUACCGGAUUCCUCGCCAGCCGCCUGCUACCAGCAGAGGCUUACCUCGCUCGGUAUGGAUGCCUCAUUGUUGCCUCAUGUGGUGCCUUCCCCAGUGCUGCGCCCCUGACGGCGUGGGUUACCUGUAACGCGCCCUCUACGAGGACAUUGGGGCUUGCGGCUGCACUGAAUAACUCCAUGGUUGGGUUGGCUUCGAUUCUGGCGUUGUGGGUUUGGAGUUCGGCAGAGGAGGAUCGCGGGUUUCCUACUGGGAAUACGGUGUGUGCGGUUGCUGGCUAUUGUACUGCUGGGCUUGCGCUGGUGUUGCAUUUUUUCUAUGUACGGGAGAAUAAGAGGGCUGGACGGGAUCAGAGGGCUUGGGCUCUUUGA
This is a messenger RNA of Aspergillus versicolor CBS 583.65, 1407 nucleotides long. RefSeq lists its product as uncharacterized. Lineage: Eukaryota; Fungi; Ascomycota; Eurotiomycetes; Eurotiales; Aspergillaceae. The transcript has 2 exons. Gene Ontology annotation, biological process: transmembrane transport. Gene Ontology annotation, cellular component: membrane. Gene Ontology annotation, molecular function: transmembrane transporter activity. Bases 1 to 1407 code for a protein of 468 amino acids. The record is from RefSeq and is a predicted model, not a curated record.